AUGCAAGGACCAAGAACAAGAAGAAGAAAACCAAUAAAAUCAUCUGAAGUUUUGUUUGCUGUUCGAGGUUGGUGUUCUGGCGGUGCCAUAGCCAGUGUUGAAAUGUUUGAUCCAGUUACAAAUGAACGGAGAGCUGUAUCACCAAUGUCAAAACGAAGAUGUGGAGUUGGUGUAGCUGUACUUAAUAAUCUUUUAUAUGCUGUUGGUGGACAUGAUGGCGUUAGUUAUUUGAACAGUGUGGAAAAAUUUGAUCCUCAAACAAAUCAAUGGAAUAAUGAUAUAGCACCGGCAAGCUCAUGUCGAACAAGUGUUGGAGUUGCAGUACUGAGUGGUUGUGUUUAUUCAAUGAGCAAUAUCAGGUGA
This is a messenger RNA of Rotaria socialis, 363 nucleotides long. Lineage: Eukaryota; Metazoa; Rotifera; Eurotatoria; Philodinida; Philodinidae. The record is from the annotation of a GenBank genome assembly.